Molecule: messenger RNA, 2841 nt
Organism: Didymosphaeria variabile
Lineage: Eukaryota; Fungi; Ascomycota; Dothideomycetes; Pleosporales; Didymosphaeriaceae
Exons: 3
Coding region: 1-2841 (946 amino acids)
Molecular function (GO): phosphopantetheine binding
Source: RefSeq, a predicted model, not a curated record
AUGAAGCAUCUGCAUGUUCCAAGCGUAACCGAUCUCCUCGAGAAAGAGUACCCUCAUUAUGCAUACAACAAGACAUACGCAGUAGCAUGCGCCGAUCCACUUGUGGUAGUACAUACUUCGGGUUCAACUGGUAUACCCAAACCCCUGAUUUGGACUCACGAGACAGCGGCGAGACAUCAGAAUUAUUGCGCUCUAGAACCUCCCUCUGGAUUUCAAUCUAUUGACAAACUUCAUCAAGGCAAGCGCAUGUUGAACACAUUUCCACCUUUUCACGCUGCCGGAAUCGCUAUUCACCUUGUUCACAGCCCACCAUUCGGCACUGUGUCUAUCGCUCCAUUAUCUGGUGCUCUUCCCACGGCUGAGAGCAUAGUCCAAGCACUGAAGACAGCCCAUGCAGAUGUGGCAUUUCUCGUACCGUCCAUCAUUGCCGACCUUAGUCAGAAACCGGACCUGCUAGACUACUGCGCUGAGAACUUGGAGCUCAUUCUGUACGCGGGCGGUGACCUCCCGCAAGCAAUAGGUGAUAGGAUUGCCGCCAAGAUGCCCAUUCAGAAUAAUCACGGUGCAUCUGAGUUUGGACUCAUUGCUCAGCUUCGAACACCAGAUAUGACAAGGCUGGAAUGGCAUUAUGUGCUACCUCACCCAGAGUUGGGAUGUGUUUUCGAAGAAAACUCGCCUGGACUCUACGAACUGGUAUUCAGAAAGGACCCGAAGUAUGAGAAGCAUAUCAUGCCCUUCACUAUUGGGCCAGUCCUGAAAGACCAGGAUGAAUAUCGCACAAGGGACUUGUUCAUCAAACACCCUACGAUUCCGGAUUGCUGGGCCUGGAAGGCUCGAGCAGACGACAUCAUCGUGUUCCUCAACGGCGAAAAGACGAACCCAGUGUCCAUGGAGCAGUCUAUCAUCUCCGCCAACGAAGAUGUCGUCCAAGCUCUAGUAUUCGGCAUGCAAAGGUUUCAAGCAGGUCUACUUGUUGAGACAUCACCUAAGCUGGGGCUGUUGACCGGGGAAAAGUUAGACGCGUUCAUUGAUAAGAUCUGGCCUUCCAUCGAUCGAGCUAAUCAGACUGCACCGGCUCACGCACGAGUUGAGAAAGCCAUGGUCAUUCUUACGAGGCCGGACAAACCGAUGAUUCGUUCUGGAAAGGGUACCAUACAACGACAAGGCACUAUUGCCAUGUACGCUACCGAGAUUGACAAUGUUUAUCUGGAGGCGGACACUGUCUUCACCGGUAUCGAACACGCAUCUCUAGAUACCAAGGAUGCUCAUCAAGUCAGCGAGUGGCUGAACAAAGUCAUAUUUCAGAUCGAGCCUAGCCUUCUUGAAGAUAACGGAAAGAAUUUCUUCGACAAGGGGAUGGACUCAUUGAUGGGUGUUAGAUUGGUUCGGGCUCUAAGGCAUGGCCUCGGCCAACCUGAGCUCGAACUGUCCGUUGUUUAUAACAAUCCUAGUCUGGAACUGCUCACGCAGUACAUUGUGAACAAGAAUAACAACGCUGUCGAUGUCAUAACGAAUCAGAGCGCAAAGGUGCACGACGACUAUUCCGAGAUCGGUAGCUUGUUAAAAGAGUACGAGCCGGUCAUUGACCAGAUCAGACAGCAGCCACGUACAGCCAGCGAUAGCAAGGGCGAAGUCGUGAUCCUCACCGGCUCCACAGGUUCUCUAGGUGUCCACCUCCUCGAAGCACUUCUGUCAUGCCCCACCAUCUCGCAUAUCUACUGCCUAAAUAGGCGUUCAAAUGCGAAAGAAGUUCAUGCGACCAAGACUGAAGGCCAGAAGUCCCAAUUGCCUCAGCAAAGCAGCCGCGUCACUUUCUUACAAGCGACUCUAGACCAGCCCAACCUCGGUCUCGAGGAGAAGAUGUACGAGACCCUGCGCUCAACAACUACGCUGGUUAUUCAUAACGCUUGGACUGUGAACUUCAUCUUGCCUCUCAAGGCUUUCCGCUCGCAAUUUGAUGGUUUGACCAACCUUUUCCGCCUGGCAGCGAGUCGUUCGGAUCCACCAAAACUACUUUACAUUUCGUCGAUUAGUUCCGUUGCACAGCUGCCGCGAGUGACUGCUUCUCCAACCAUUCCCGAGCAAGUCGUACGUGACUUCAAUGCUCCUUACGAGAUCGGAUAUGCCAAGUCAAAGCUUGUCUCGGAGUUGCUUUGUGACGCUGCAGCGGAAAAUCUAAACGUGCCUGUAUCCUUCGCUCGUGUCGGGCAGAUUGCGGGCGCUGUUGGCGAAGGCGUGAAUGCGCUAUGGAAUACGGCGGAAUGGCUGCCGAGCUUGGUCGUCACAUCGAUCAGCCUAGGUCUCUUGCCGGAGGAUCUGGGUGCAGAAUUGAAUCAGGUUGAUUGGAUUCCUGUUGACCUCCUGUCUAAAAUACUUGUAGAACUUGGGACCGGUCCGCCGUCGAGCCCAACGACGAAUGACGAGGUAACAAAUGGCACCACGCAUGGCGCUGAAGUCUUCAACCUACUCAACCCCAAGGUAACGUCAUGGAAAGAACUUGUUCCGGCGAUCGUCUCCAGCGUCAAGGAACGUACUGGUAAAGAUAUGAGCGUUGUUGCUGCAAGACUCUGGCUCGAGAAACUGCAGGAAACUGUGGACAACUUCUCUGGCGAUGAUGCGGCGGAUCUGGUGCGCACAUAUCCAGCUGUCAGGCUGCAAGAGUUUUACGAAGCGCGCCUGAUCAAUAGCGAGAAAGCUAUUAAGUGGGAUUUGGACCAUGCAACCUCGCAAAGUAAGACGUUGAAUGGUAUGCCUGCUAUAGGGAAGGACUGGGUCGAGAAGUGGGUUGACGGAUGGGUUGCAGAGCUGAAGGGAGUUGCCUCGCCAUGUCCAAGAUCGUAA